AUGGAUCUGGCAUGCUUUUUUAGGACUCCUGGUUCGAACAACGACAUCAACGUGCUCAACAACUCGACGUUGUUCAACGAUCGACUGCAAGGAAUGGGGGUGCCGGUCACAUAUCAAGUCAACAACACCUACUACACAAGUGGGUACUACUUGACUGACGGCAUCUAUCCCAAUUGGCCGGUAUUCGUGAAGAGUCCUACACAUCCGACGGAUCCGAAGGGGAAGAGAUUCAAAGUGAUGCAGGAAGCAGCUCGCAAGGAUAUUGAACGAGCCUUCGGCGUCCUUCAAGCUCGUUGGGCAAUCGUCAAAGGCCCAUCGCGUCUUUGGAGCAAGGAGGAGAUGAGCGACAUCAUGUUCACGUGCAUCAUUUUGCACAACAUGAUCAUCAAAGACGAAGGCGAGCACGCAACACAGUGGGAAGAAGACGCCGACGAAGCUUCGAGUAGCGCCGCAUCUCAACCUCGUGCCGGUGCUCCGCCGGAUUUUCGUGCAUUUGUUGCACGACAAGCAUCCAUGCGAGACGCGGAGAUGCAUGCUCGCCUCACUUUGGACUUAAAGGAGCACAUUUGGUCUCGUUUUGGUCCGAUCGAGCCCUAG
Salvia miltiorrhiza (redroot sage) is the source of this 597-nucleotide messenger RNA. RefSeq names its product protein ALP1-like. The transcript has a single exon. The record is from RefSeq and is a predicted model, not a curated record. NCBI's taxonomy places the organism in Eukaryota, Viridiplantae, Streptophyta, Magnoliopsida, Lamiales, Lamiaceae. Bases 1 to 597 code for a protein of 198 amino acids.